UCUUACUACUAAUAGUAGUAGCACUAAAAGUUGUAGGCGCCUUCUUAUCCGAGCUGCCCACCUUUCCUUCUCCCCUUAUCUUCUCCGGCUCCUCAUUCCAUUUCCCUACAACUGUAAGCCCACCUUGUCUUUUUCCUGCUUUUCAAGUUAAACACAAUCCUCCAAAACCCCAGUCCUUGUUUGAUGUUCCCCUAACAUAUAUAAGCCUUUCGCAUUACUCUUACUAGGAAACAGGAUUUUCUUCCAAAGGAUCUCGAGACGCGAAAUUCUCGCAAGAAACCGUCUGUCUUUUUUUUGUUGAGCUCCAGCAAGAGCUAGCCUAGCAACAUAUGAGAAGCUAUGACACGUUAUCAAAGAUUCCUCUCAACAGCUCAGGCUCCGCCGCCAGAGGCAGUGACCGUGGAGUCUGACCUUGUGGUGAUAUUAGCAGCUCUCCUUUGCGCAUUGAUAUGCGUGGUGGGUCUCAUAGCGGUGGCGCGCUGUGCAUGUCUCCGCCGCCGGAGAACUGCCAACAACAACGCCUCUCAGACCUCAGCCAACAAGGGCCUCAAAAAGAAGGUCCUUCAAUCUCUCCCCAAAGUCACCUACAACAAAGACGCUGCUAUAAGCACUGACACUGUAAAGUUUGCAUCAAUGGAGUGCGCUAUAUGCUUGGGGGAGUUCGCGGAGGGGGAUGAGAUCAGGGUAUUGCCCCAGUGUGGACAUGGCUUCCAUGUGGGUUGUGUAGACACCUGGCUAGGCUCCCACUCCUCGUGCCCCUCGUGUCGUCAGAUACUGGUGGUCGCCAGGUGUCACAAGUGCGGCCAAUUUCCUCCGGGGACCGGGACCGCUGUUUCUGAAGCUGAAAUGAAGGCCCUCGAAGAUAAUCGCAAUGCCACUAACUCUUUCUUGCCGUAACCGUGUGUAACAAUCAGCCUGGAUUUUCAUUUGCCAAGUCUAGUCUCCAUCUAAUCUUUGUUUAUUUACGUAUCUCUGUGGAGUGCUGGAAACGUACUACUAGUUGUUUAGAGAGUAUUAAUUAUUAUCUUUUUUACGAAUGGAUUUCCAGGCACCAGCUUACAAUCAAUA
This is a messenger RNA of Theobroma cacao (cacao), 1068 nucleotides long. The record is from RefSeq and is a predicted model, not a curated record. NCBI's taxonomy places the organism in Eukaryota, Viridiplantae, Streptophyta, Magnoliopsida, Malvales, Malvaceae.